This is a messenger RNA of Porites evermanni, 444 nucleotides long. The record is from the annotation of a GenBank genome assembly. NCBI's taxonomy places the organism in Eukaryota, Metazoa, Cnidaria, Anthozoa, Scleractinia, Poritidae.
GAAGGACAAGGAAAUGCAAUAGACGUGCCAAACCCACCAGAAUUCGUUUAUCGAACAGAUUUUCGCCCUCCGAGCAUUGUUUUCAAAAAAGGGAUGGAAAGCUUAGGCAAGAAUGAUGGCUUACUUGAUCAUAUGAAAGGGGUAUCCACUCACUACGGUCCGAAGAAAAACAGUCUUUUUGUGUCCACAUCAGCUGUAGAAGCAAACUGUAUAGAAUGGGCAAGGGUGCAAAUGAAGAACAACAAGAAUCAACGAUCUAUCUACGUGUACAAAAUAAGAGCCAACGAAAAUUAUUACAGUAUGGAGAAGUCAUUGAUGAACGCUUUUGCUGUGAGCGGUAACGCGGAAUUUAAGACCCAAGCAGAGAACGUCGCUAAGUUCUAUUCGGAAUGGGAAGCUUGCGGAGGAGUCAAACCUGAAGAGGUUGUAAGCGAGACUGAGUAU